This is a messenger RNA of Aspergillus neoniger CBS 115656, 1962 nucleotides long. Its product is annotated as heterokaryon incompatibility protein. The transcript has 5 exons. NCBI's taxonomy places the organism in Eukaryota, Fungi, Ascomycota, Eurotiomycetes, Eurotiales, Aspergillaceae. The coding region runs from base 1 to 1962 and encodes 653 amino acids. The record is from RefSeq and is a predicted model, not a curated record.
AUGCCUUUUACCUCUGAUCCAGAUGCAGACCCAAACCAGACUUGUCCACACGUGGUUCUGCGGAAAAGGGCGGAUUACAUUGGAAUUGAGAAUACCCCCAUUGCCAUCUUCCUGAUCAAUGCGUCUAUCUGUUUGGACUGUAAUCUGGUGUUGCAAGUCAUUGAAGCUGUCAAGCCGGGUUGGGUAAAUAAGAACGCGUAUCUCGAGGACGACUGGUUUACUAUACCCGAAGGAAGGGAGGAUGCUGACUUGGACCAACCUACAACCUUCCACUUUCUCAAACGUGCUGCCACUGCACGUUACGAAGCGCAGUUCUUCGAUUGGCAAGCGGGCAAGAGCCUCGAAUAUACGGGGAAAUUUCUCGCUCAGUCUCAUGAAGUGACGCCUGAUUCAGGCUCACCAGCAGCUUUUGAACGAGCCCGUCACUGGUUGUCAUACUGUGACGAGCAUGACGAAGCUUGUAAGCCCCCGAACCCUGAUUACAAACCGCGGCGUCUUAUCAAUGUCGGCUCGUCGAAUGGCACACACGAGCCAUUCCUUUUCGAACCUGUCGAGCCAGUACGCUACGCAUGCCUUAGCUACUGCUGGGGAAAGGAUCUCCACCAAGUCUUGACUACAACGACCCAUAACCUGGAGUCGCAUUACCAAGCUAUUGAACUCUCCACGUUACCACUCGCCCUUCAAGAUGCCAUUACUGUCUGCCGAAGCCUUGAGAUACCUAAUUUAUGGGUCGACUCUCUGUGCAUCGUCCAAGAUGAUCGUAUUUCCUGGUUACACGAUGCAUCUGCAAUGCAAGAUAUGAAUCUCAACUCGUACCUUACCAUCUCAGUCAUGGAACCCAACUCAUGCAAAAUGGGAUUCCUCGGCAAACAGCGCUUCGACCGAUCAUCUCUCGACACAAGAGGAUGGUGCCUACAAGAAUCCGUCCUACCGAACCGCAGACUCUGCUACGAUGGCAACGAAAUGAUCUGGGAGUGCCUCUGUCGCCAGCUCUGUGAAUGCGGACACGCAGUGGCACCCCAAGUACCAAGACACACGACGCUCGAUUACGGCAAGCUCGGGGCUUCCAUCAAAACCGAAAUCCUGAAGACGAAAGUCCGAUCCGAGAGACAAGGAUAUCCGGAGUGGCAUCGGUCUUCGCUGGGCUCACGGUUAUGGCUUGAGCCUCACCAGGCACCGUACCAGAGAUGGAGAGAUCUUGUCUCGGAUUAUUCCCACCGGUCACUCAGCAAAAGGCAUGAUCGGUUGCGGGCUAUUUCCGGACUUGCAAAAAUGGCGGGAAAUCAUAUGCGGCAAGAGCUCGAAGCAGCGGAUGAGUAUCUGGCUGGUCUCUGGAGGAAAGAGCUUCCUUUUGAUCUGACAUGGGAGGUUGAGCCCCUAAGUGAAGGGGCGGAGGUACCAGAGACAUCUGUGGGAAGACCUGUCACCUAUCGAUUUGACCUUCCUUUGGAGAUAUGGAAAUAUGAACCCGUGGCAGUUGAUCAGUGCAUUGUUGAGCGACUUCACUGUCAACAUGAGCUACUGGAGGACCCUAUGAGUGCUGUUACAGACGGUUCUAUUGUAAAGAGCGCUUUUGCGCAAGUGAAGCUCAUAUGCCCCGAACCAACACAUGAAACCGCUGGAGGAAAUCACCAAGGUCCCAUCAUCGAUGAAGAAGAAAUUCGACGAGAUACCUUUGUGCGGUGCUCGAAUGGAGACAUGGUAGGUGUGACUCUGGACCAGCCAGAGGUGAACAAUCCAGACGAAUCAUGUUACUGCCUCCGAUUAUUUUCUUGGGUGUCUGAACGGAAUCAGAGGAUGGGCCCGGAAACAUGGUUCCUCAUAUCAGUGCCAUCGACGCGCAAACCAGGCGCUUUUGAGAGAAGGGGUGUUGGUCUGUGGGAUAGAUUGCUAGCAGGUACGGAUAGCAGGUUGUGUCCUAUCUUUGAAGGAGGUGAAACUGCUACGGUGGAGAUUGUUUAG